Messenger RNA from Malassezia vespertilionis, 1104 nucleotides. It is a transcript of the gene RBG1, whose product is annotated as GTP-binding protein rbg1. The record is from RefSeq and is a predicted model, not a curated record. Gene Ontology annotation, cellular component: cytoplasm. The transcript has 2 exons. Lineage: Eukaryota; Fungi; Basidiomycota; Malasseziomycetes; Malasseziales; Malasseziaceae. The coding region runs from base 1 to 1104 and encodes 367 amino acids. Gene Ontology annotation, molecular function: GTP binding; GTPase activity. Gene Ontology annotation, biological process: cytoplasmic translation.
AUGACGACCGUACAGAAAAUCAAGGAGAUUGAAGAUGAGAUGGGCCGUACGCAGAAGAACAAAAAUACUGCGUACCACUUGGGCCAAUUGCGUGCGAAGCUUGCGAAGCUGAAACGCGAGUUGAUUUCUGGAGGCGCGGGCGGCGGCGGCGGCGCAGGCAUUGGGUUCGAUGUCUCGCGCACGGGUAUUGCAAGUGUCGGUUUUGUUGGAUUUCCAUCUGUUGGAAAAAGUACGCUUAUGUCUGGUCUUACAGGCACAACCUCGGAGGUCGCGGCGUACGAAUUUACCACGCUCACGACCGUGCCGGGCACCAUGACCGUGCACGGCGCAAAAAUCCAAAUUCUUGACUUGCCUGGUAUUAUUGAAGGUGCAAAAGACGGCAAAGGUCGUGGUCGCCAAGUCAUUGCCGUUGCUCGCACUUGCAAUCUUAUAUUUAUUGUGCUGGACGUCGGCAAGCCGUUGCGCGACAAAAAGAUCAUUGAGGCUGAAUUGGAGGGCUUUGGGAUCCGCUUGAACAAGAAACCGCCCAAUGUGCUUGUGAAGAAGAAGGAUAAGGGUGGUCUCUCCAUUACCAACACCGUACCACUUACCAAGCUCGACCACGACGAGAUCCGAGCGGUGAUGUCUGAAUACCGCAUCUCGAAUGCGGACAUUGCAUUUCGCGAAGAUAUCACAGUCGAGGAGCUUAUUGAUGUUGUAGAGGGAAAUCGCAUCUACAUUCCUUGCAUCUACGUGCUGAACAAAAUUGACAGCAUCUCGAUCGAGGAACUCGACUUGUUGUACAAAAUCCCAAACUCGGUGCCGAUUUCUUCGGGCCAAUGGCUCAAUGUCGACGAACUUACCGAUAAGAUGUGGGAAGAGCUGAACUUGGUGCGUGUUUACACAAAGCCGCGCAAUGCAGUGCCGGACUACUCGGCCCCGGUUGUGUUGCGCCGUGGCAAAUGCACAGUGGAAGACUUUUGCAACGCAAUCCACCGCGAAAUUUAUAAGCAAUUUAAGUACGCCAUGGUGUGGGGUACUUCGGCCAAGCACCCGCGUGGUCAGCGGGUUGGCGGCGACCAUGUGCUGGAGGAUGAGGACUGUGUUACGAUUUUUAAGCGAUAA